AUGAAGACAGUGGAAGCAGCUGCUCUCUGCCUGAUUGCAAUUGCACUUAUCACCGGCCAUAGCGCGCACGCUCUAAAAAUCUGGAGGCUACAACAAACUAGAAGGAGAGAGAGAGAGAGAGAGAGAGAGAGAAAAACGAGAAGAGGAGAAAAAAACGAGAAGAGGAGAAAAAAACGAGAAGAGGAGAAAAAAACGAGAAGAGGAGAAAAAAACGAGAAGAGGAGAAAAAAACGAGAAGAGGAGAAAAAAACGAGAAGAGGAGAAAAAAACGAGAAGAGGAGAAAAAAACGAGAAGAGGAGAAACGAGAAGAGGAGAAAAAAAACGAGAAGCGAGAAGAGGAGAAAAAAAACGAGAAGCGAGAAGAGGAGAAAAAAAACGAGAAGCGAGAAGAGGAGAAAAAAAACGAGAAGCGAGAAGAGGAGAAAAAAAACGAGAAGCGAGAAGAGGAGAAAAAAAACGAGAAGCGAGAAGAGGAGAAAAAAAACGAGAAGCGAGAAGAGGAGAAAAAAAACGAGAAGCGAGAAGAGGAGAAAAAAAACGAGAAGCGAGAAGAGGAGAAAAAAAACGAGAAGCGAGAAGAGGAGAAAAAAAACGAGAAGCGAGAAGAGGAGAAAAAAAACGAGAAGCGAGAAGAGGAGAAAAAAACGAGAAGCGAGAAGAGGAGAAAAAAACGAGAAGCGAGAAGAGGAGAAAAAAACGAGAAGCGAGAAGAGGAGAAAAAAACGAGAAGCGAGAAGAGGAGAAAAAAACGAGAAGCGAGAAGAGGAGAAAAAAACGAGAAGCGAGAAGAGGAGAAAAAAACGAGAAGCGAGAAGAGGAGAAAAAAACGAGAAGCGAGAAGAGGAGAAAAAAACGAGAAGCGAGAAGAGGAGAGAAAAACGAGAAGCGAGAAGAGGAGAGAAAAACGAGAAGCGAGAAGAGGAGAGAAAAACGAGAAGCGAGAAGAGGAGAGAAAAACGAGAAGCGAGAAGAGGAGAGAAAAACGAGAAGCGAGAAGAGGAGAGAAAAACGAGAAGCGAGAAGAGGAGAAAAACGAGAAGCGAGAAGAGGAGAAAAACAAGAAAGCGAUAGGCAGCUUUCACCUGAAGUUUGAACUGCAAUGA
Molecule: messenger RNA, 1104 nt
Organism: Schistocerca nitens (vagrant locust)
Lineage: Eukaryota; Metazoa; Arthropoda; Insecta; Orthoptera; Acrididae
Product: trichohyalin-like
Exons: 2
Coding region: 1-1104 (367 amino acids)
Source: RefSeq, a predicted model, not a curated record